Messenger RNA from Knipowitschia caucasica, 636 nucleotides. The record is from the annotation of a GenBank genome assembly. Lineage: Eukaryota; Metazoa; Chordata; Actinopteri; Gobiiformes; Gobiidae.
AUGGCAGCUGUAGCGAAGAAGACCAAGAAGCCUGAGGAGGAGGAGACCCCUGCAGCAGCAGCUCCUGCCGCAGCAGCCACCGACGCCCCUGCUGCAGAGGCCCCAGCCGCAGAGCCAGCUGAGGAAGAGGAGGAGGAGUAUGUGGUGGAGAAGGUUCUGGACCGUCGCGUGCACAAGGGCCGCGUGGAGUUCCUGCUCAAGUGGAAAGGCUUCUCCAAUGAGGACAACACGUGGGAGCCCCAGGACAACCUGGACUGUCCCGACCUGAUCGCUGAGUACAUGGACAAGCACCACAAGGAGAAGGAGGAGAAGAAGAAGGAAGGCAAGAGGAAGUCUGCAGCUGGAUCUGGAGACGCAGACGAGCGAGCCAGCAAGAAGAAGAAAGACGAGGGAGAAAAAGCCCGAGGUUUUGGUCGAGGUUUGCAGCCGGAGAGAAUCAUCGGAGCCACAGACUCCAGCGGAGAGCUCAUGUUCCUCAUGAAAUGGAAAAACUCUGACGAGGCCGACUUGGUUCCCGCCAAAGAGGCCAACGUGAAGUGUCCACAGGUCGUGAUCUCCUUCUACGAGGAGCGCCUCACCUGGCACUCCUACCCCAACGAGGAGGAGGAGAAGAAGGAGGAGGAGAAGAAAGACUGA